Molecule: messenger RNA, 1074 nt
Organism: Exophiala mesophila
Lineage: Eukaryota; Fungi; Ascomycota; Eurotiomycetes; Chaetothyriales; Herpotrichiellaceae
Exons: 1
Coding region: 1-903 (300 amino acids)
Molecular function (GO): oxidoreductase activity, acting on the CH-OH group of donors, NAD or NADP as acceptor
Source: RefSeq, a predicted model, not a curated record
AUGGAGUAUCCAUUCCCCAAGCCACCACGCGACCUGACCGGCAAAGUCGCCAUCAUCACCGGCGCUGGCGCCCACGGCGACGGGAUCGGCAACGGCCGCGCCGCAGCAAUCCUCCUCGCCGAAGACGGCUGCCACGUGGUAUGCGUGGAUCUCGACGAGAAACUGGCGCAACGAACCGUUGAAAUGAUCACGUCAGACCCCGGCGACACAUUCAGCACUCAAACCCUCCGGGGCCAAGCCAUCGCCAUCUCCGGCGACGUCAGCAACGAAAGCGACUGUGCACGAAUCGUGCAAACCACGCUUGACCGCUUCGGGCGCGUGGACAUUUUAUUCAACAGCGUCGGCAUCGGUGGGGCCAAAGGCACGGCCAUCGACGUCGACAUGGUCGAAUGGGCCAAAGGAAUGGAAAUCAACGUGGCGAGUAUGGUGAUGAUGGCCAAAUACGCCAUUCCCGCCAUGAAGCAAAACGACCUCGAUCAAGCGCUCGCGGAUGGAUGGGGUUGUCGCGGAAGUAUCGUCAACAUGGGUUCCGUGGCGGGGAUUCGAGGCGGGACGCCCACGUUGCUUUAUCCGACUUCGAAAGGUGCAGUGGUGAAUCUGACGAGAGCCAUGGCGACGCAUCAUGCUCCGGAUGGGAUUAGAGUUAAUUGUAUUUGUCCCGGCAUGGUAUAUACGCCGAUGAUGUAUGCAGGAGGGAAGAUGUCGGAUGCGGGUAGGGAAUCUAGGAAGAAUAGGAGUUUGCUGAAGACGGAGGGGAAUGGUUGGGAUGUAGGUAUGUCGGUGAGGUUUUUGGCCGGGCCGCAGGCAAGGUGGAUUACAGGCACGAUUUUGACGGUUGAUGCUGGUGUUACGGCAGCGGUGGGGACGGAUUUGCCCAGGGAUGCGACGGUGGCGGCGAAAUGAAAUGGAAUAGGGUAGAUGAUGGGAUAUGAUAUGAUAUGAUAUGAUAUGGUGGGAUGGUGGGAUGGAAUGGGUUGGUAUAUAUCAUAUAUUGUAUAUAUAUGGCAGACAAGGAUCCAUAGGUACUAGUACUUAUUGUAUAGUACUCCGUACAUAUCUAACCAUGUAUAUUCA